AUGUCUCCAAUUUUUGAUAAUCCUUUCAGAAAUCCGUCUUCAAAAUAUCUUAUGCCCUUUAUGCGUUUCCUAAGUUUACCAACAAAAACUUCUGCUACUUCUCCUACAACAGUUGGUGGAAAGGCACCAACUAAAGCGACCGAUUGUAUCUAUGCAAAGUUACUUGUAAGACUUACUCAAGAAUUUAAUGACGACCUACUUGGAUUAUUUGCCUAUGGUUCCAGGAUUUAUGGAAAUGCUUGCCCUCAUAGAAAAUGUCGACGGAAUGUCGUUAUCGACGGUUUGGAGGUUGAAAUGUUUAUUCACCCACCCGAACACGUUUGUCACAUUUUGACACAUGACCCAUAUGGUAUUAUUUUACGAUGUUAUACGUUUGGCCGUAUCAUUUAUGACCCAAACAACAUACUACCACAAUUACAAAAAUUGGCUAAACUUCGCUGGGAGGCGGGUCCCCCAACACUUGAACCAAAGGAUAGUUGGCGACCACGUUAUGAAAUCGCUGAUUUAUUGCGUGAUUUAGAAGAUAGUGACUUUGUACGUGAUGAAGCCACCGCACAUUUUUUGUUGGUAAAAUUAGUUGAAAGGUUGGCACGCAUUCAAGAACGUUUAUGUCGUCGUUGGCCCGAAAAAUUGAAACGUUGUAUUGAAGGUUGGGAAAGUUGGGACUCGGUCGGAGGAAGAUUGGCUAAGCGAUCACUGAAUUCUAAUGUCAAAUGGGCUGAAAGAUUAAGAUGUGCUAGGGAUUUGGCAAAAUAUGUUCUUGAGCCAAUUGGAGGUGUCAUGCCAAUUGAAUGGAAGAUGGAUUGGGAGGAAAUACCUCCUGCAGAAGAAUCAUUUAGAAAGUUAAUAAUACCAAAAAUAGAGGUUUUCAUAUCUUCAUAA
Funneliformis caledonium is the source of this 882-nucleotide messenger RNA. NCBI's taxonomy places the organism in Eukaryota, Fungi, Glomeromycota, Glomeromycetes, Glomerales, Glomeraceae. The record is from the annotation of a GenBank genome assembly.